ACUUAAGGGGAAAAUCUACAGGACGAUCGUGAGACCUGUUGUAAUGUAUGGAUCAGAAUGCUGGGCGACGAAAGUGACGGAUGAAAGAAGAGUGCACGCAGCGGAAAUGAGAAUGUUGAGAUGGAUGUGUGGAGUGACGAGAAAGGAUCGGAUUAAGAAUGAGUAUAUAAGGGGAAGUUUGAAAGUAGCACCGGUAGCGGAGAAGAUAAGGAGUGGUAGGUUAGCGUGGUAUGGGCAUUUAAUGAGGAGGGAUGAAUGCCAUAUAGGAAAAAUAAUGUUAGGAAUGAAUGUUGAUGGACGGAGAGCGGAUGGUAGACCCAAAAAACGAUGGAUGGAUUGUGUGAAAGAGGAUAUGAGAAAGAAAUGAGUGAGUGCUGAGGUGACGAAAGAUAGAGGAGAAGAACAUGUUGUGCCGACCUCACAUAACGUGGGAUAAGGGCAGGAGGAAGAAGAUUGUCACGGCUCAUGGGAGCCUGAGGUCCGCUUGACAAUUAAUCCCAAGAUUUGGCGUAGGCACAGGAAAACAUCGUGAGGAAACCGGACUAAUCGCAAUAAGGCCUAGUUUAUCCCCUGAGUUGGAAGGUCAGAUGGCAGUCGCUUUCGUAAAAAGGGCGUAAGCAGUAGCCUACGCCAAUACUAGGGAUUAGUUGCCAAGCGGAUCCCAGGCUCCCAUGAGCCGUGGCAAAAUGCCGGUCCAACGCGAGGAAGAAAAAGUAUUAUUAACAUUAUAUGGGCGACAUGCUAGAAAUAAAAUAUUGAAUUAAAUUGAAUUACCUACGUAAUCACUAAUAAUUAAUAAUGACUGUUGAUGAACUGGCCUUUCGUUAACAUUAUCACGUCAUUUUAAAGUCUCCUAAUGUAUAUUCAAAUAUGUUGCUGUUUACACAUAGGUACGUAAUCCACAAAUAAUCUAAAUAAAACAACGAACAAAAUUAACCACAUAAAACAACCGCAAAACAACUACUUACAUGUCCCGUUCUAUUUCAAAAAUAGAACAACAGAACGGAAUUCGAAUCCAAAAGCGCGCGAAAACAAAUAUAUUCAACGCCUGGAUUGGCUGAAAAAGAGCGGCGCUCACAUGCCAUUGGUCAAAGACAAUGUUUGUGCGAGUAACGGUUUGUGCGGGGGAGUCUGGCCGAAAUCCGACCGCAAAUGUUGACAGAUCCCUUACGAACUAGCCAUUGCAAAACCGACUUUAUCAUUGAAGUAUAGUGUUGGUAUCGUUUUGAAUGUAUCGUAGCCUGUGGGAAUAUGAUGAGAGGUGUAAAGAGGACGGAACACGGGUAGUGGUGCAGUUAGUGUGAAAUGAAAGAGACCACAAACACUAAUUAAAUUGAGAGCCUAUUAGGAAUUAAACCGUUUAGAUGCUCGGGUCGGGUUUUGGUUUAGUAAUUUUAUUCAAACUUUUUUUUUUAAUUUUUUUAAAAUGUUAUAUUAUUUUUUAAAUAUACAAUCUUAUAAGUAUUCAAAGUGUGUUUGUGUGCCUAAAUUCCCAUCUUAAACUUAAUAUCUAGUAAUGGCAGAGAGUCUCUACAACUCUUCUCUCGACGGCUUGCAUAAUAAUUUUCAAAUUUCCCACUAGUUAAGAACUUUCCUAAAGCUCGUGAAAAAAAAGGUCAAACUAGCUCCGGGUUGCCUACGAAUAUUUUUAACGUGAUGCCUCCGACAUGUGGGUGAGUAGACACAGGUAUAUUUUACAAAACUGAAUAUUCAAGCUACAAUUUUAAAACAAUAUUUGGAAGUAAAAAUGAAAUUUAAUAAUUAAUAAAUAGUUCUAAAGAUUGUUAAUGAGAUUCAAUUUUCACAAAAUAAACUGAAUAAGCUCUAACUAAACCCAAACGCACCGCCGAUAAGAAACUUAAAGCGAUAAAUUUAAUACCACCAUCGUUACCAACCCCUUAUUUCGCGAAAUAAUUUUAUUAUAAUAGAUAAUUUAAAACUGGCCAAGUCGCCCCACCACUGGGGGGGAUAAUAUGAGGAAUGGGCGGGGCAUAAAUUAAAACAGAAACACACAUAAAAAGCCGUCUCUCUCGCACAAAUGAGCAAUCCUAAAUGCAGUAAGCGGCUUACAAUAGGAGUUGACACUCGGUGGUAUUGCGUGCUCUUUCAUUCUCGCAAUACUGAUAUAUUUCCGUUUCAGUCUGUCGCUGGGCCCUUUAUAUUUAUAAAGGUAUAGACCCAAAGCCCCACGUGAGAUUGUGUUUUGUAAUCAGUGAAGUGGUAUCUUUGUGCGAGAGCGCGCGAUGCGGCCCGUUUGACAGUUGACGUUUUUUUUGGCGCGAAGACGAAGGCACAAGUCUUGUGAACUUUAAAAAAGUUGAAGUGAUGGUGGACACCAGUUGAAGUCUGUUUCAGUUAUUGCUUUUGCAAUAACUUGGAUUUUUAUUUUAAGGAGUCAGUUUAGGGCGGCACCAUAGAAGAAUACGGGGUGUACACGAUGCUGCCAGCGCAGCAGCUCCCCCCGAUCAGCCCCUGGCCGCCCGACGGGGUGCUGGACCGCAUGGACGACCUGGCGCACAAAGGUAAAGGUCACAGCGGUGUUAACCAGCUCGGCGGGGUGUUUGUAGGAGGCAGGCCGCUGCCGGACUCCACGAGGCAGAAGAUCGUGGAGCUGGCGCACUCGGGCGCGCGGCCCUGCGACAUCAGCCGCAUCCUGCAGGUCUCCAACGGCUGCGUGUCCAAGAUACUCGGCAGGUACUACGAGACGGGCUCCAUCCGACCGCGCGCCAUCGGCGGCUCCAAGCCGCGCGUGGCGACAGCGGAGGUGGUGUCCAAGAUAGCGCAGUACAAACGUGAGUGCCCCUCGAUCUUCGCGUGGGAGAUCAGGGACCGUCUGCUGAGCGAGGGCGUCUGCACGUCGGACAAUAUUCCUAGUGUAUCCUCAAUCAACCGCGUGCUCCGCAACCUCGCCGCGCAGAAGGAGAAGACCAACUCCCAGCCUCCCCCCACCGACUGCAACACGCCAGUAUACGAGCGACUACGACUACUAGGCUCCCAGUCCAACUGGCCGCGCGCUCCGUGGCCGACUCAGAUAGACGCCAGGACCCCGCCGUAUCAGCUUCACAGUCUGAGUCCAGGGCCUCAGAUGUGCAAUGGCGAUAUGGGGAUAAAGAAAGGAGAAGAGCCACUGGAAGGCCUAGAAGGCCUCCACUCCGACGAGACGGGGUCCGGCGACAACUCCAACGCGGGCUCGAGCGGCGCCGACGACGAUGCCGCGCGACUGCGACUCAAACGCAAGCUGCAGAGAAAUCGCACCAGCUUCACUAACGAGCAGAUCGACAGUCUGGAGCGCGAGUUCGAAAGAACGCAUUACCCGGACGUGUUCGCGCGGGAGCGACUCGCGGCCAAGAUCGGUCUGCCAGAGGCCAGGAUACAGGUGUGGUUCUCGAAUCGGCGCGCGAAGUGGCGGCGCGAGGAGAAGAUCCGCGCGCAGCGCCGCAGCCCCGAGUGCUACCCGCCGCAGCCGCAAUACCCGCCGCCCGUCAACAUCGACAGCUACAGCCCGCUCACCCCAAUGGGUUACGGACCGACGCCCAUGCCUGAACCAGCGCCGGUGCCCGUGUGCGAACCAGACCCAGAGCUCUGCAAGGGCGGCUUCCUCGGCUAUCCUCGAUACGAGCUUGGAUAUCGGCAGCCACCGCACUACGUCAACCACCCGUAUCAGCACGAGCCCUCGCCGAGUUCAGAGCUGGGCGGCCUGCUAGGCGCCGGCGUGUCGGUGCCGCUCGCCGUGCCGGGGCAAGAGUCGCAGCAGUACUGGUCGCGGCUGCAGUGACCCUGGUGGAACUAACUUAGCCCGACAACAUCAAGCAUCUUUUAAAUAGGCUCUGCACUCCACAACACUAGUUAAUGACCUUCCUUUUUAUUGUUCAAAUAUUCAUUCAUUGUAUUAUGAUGUGUAAACUCUAAUAAUGCUCACAGACCGGCUUACCGGACUCCGACCUAGGUCCGGUCAGCUUAUCGCUUUCUCGAUUUCACUUAUAGCUAUACGUCCUUAACGGACGUACGGUGAACUAUCGCGGUCCGGUACGCCCGUCUGUUACUGCUUUUAAAAAAUGGUGCUCCGAGUUUGGCUCAGCUGCCGAGCGCUGCACAUACGUCGGAAAUCCCGAUUUAGGCGGCCAAAAGUCAACUUUCUAAAAGUAGGCUUAUCGCAAAACUAAUUGGCUCUCGAAAAACACCACACUAUCACGGAUUUAAUCCCACCCCAUUACUACCCCUAUCAGUUUCGCAGGUCAUAUACGAGGUUCUCGAAACUCGGUCAUCACACUCGUUGCACACGCAGUUCAUAGCACUCUUAUCCGAAGCAAACAUUUCUAAGUCAUUAUUUAUUUUUGUGGAGUUUUUUUGUGAGUGAAAGUGAUGGAUAUCAAAAAUACAGGUAAGUUUCUUUUAUUUUAAUCUAUUUUGAAUUAUAAAUAUUUAUUUAAUGAUACAUAUCGAGGGCUUCAGGCCAAAGGGGCGUAUACGCAAAAAUGCCAUUUUUCGUUUUUAACGGCAUCGUAUUCGUCUUGUAACAAUACGUAAGCACAAUUUUUUUCAUAAUUUUAUCAUAACAAUAAGUUAAUUAAAUAUUAAAAAAUCAUUUGGCGUAUAACUGACAGUCAUCAUUUUAAUGUCGUUCCAAAAAGGCGUACUGAAGGCGUAUAAGUGAUAUUUUCAUUCAGUCCCCAAUAUUCAUCGGAGUAUAAAGGCGUACGUACUUACUUCUCUCACGUGACAGUGCGAACCACGAAAUAGUGUCACGCUAUAUAGGCGUACAUACAUACGACCAUAAACUUUUACCAACUAUCCUCAAAGUGCGUCGCGGCAAAGAGGCGUAUGAACAUACGACCGUACAAAAAUUACGUCGGCCUUCAAAUAAUGCCGGGCCAAAGGGGCGCGGAGACAGCGUCCUUGAUUGCCGCAUAUUGCUAUCCCUUUCUGUCAAGCGGGUAAGCGCACUAGGGCCGCCUGUCUCUCAGUCAGUGUCUAGUGCAUUACAGUAUGAUGUGCAUCUCGUGCGAAUAAUAACAAUGAAGUGGAGCGCUCUGAUGCUGAUGGCUCUGCUCUGGUCAUAUAAGAAUGACGUGGGCGGCUGUCUCCUCUGCCUCCAUGUACGCUCUGCAGAUGGGGCUAUCUGUAGCACGUAGGGUUAGUAGGUGUUUGUUUAGUGGGGCGUGGCCGGUUAUGGCCCCAGUCAAAAGCCGGAGCUGUGGCCUCUUCAGCUGUCUCAGCCUCCUCGACAAACCGGGGUCGAUUGUCGGGAGGGCUUCCUUCGCCUGCCUGCACGUGCCUAGGUUAGACCAGUACUGUUGGUGUUUUACCUUGGUGUUGUGUCGCAGCAUGUUCCGGAGCCAGGCAUGAGGCAGAGAUAUAAUUGGCUCCGGUCCUGCCACCCUCAGUUCCGAACCUCCUCUCGCCAAUAUGUCGGCCGCAUCGUUCCAUUCGCAUUGAUCCACUGCAGAGUUACGCUGGUGGUGGUGCUCACCUCUGACAGAGCUUUGUGGCAUUCGUAGAUUAGCCCUGAGGUCAAAGUAUAACUUUGCAGAGCUUGUAGUACUGACCGACUAUCAGAGAGUAUGCGGAUGGGGUAGUCCAAUACUUUCCUUGAGGCGAUUGCGUGUGCUGCCAUUAUGAUGCCCAUAUAUUAUGCCUGGAAGACUGUGUUGUGGGCACCUAGUGGUGUUGAGAUAUGUAUGUUUAGGUCAUCUAAGAAUACUCCAGCGCCAUUGCCUGACCUUGUCUUUGUUCCAUCCGUGAAGAUUCUCAGCUCUCUUGGGUUGAGCCCUUCACGAGGUUCUUCGUGUAACUGUAUCUUGUAUUUCUUGUCGAAGACGAAUUGUCUGGGUAUCCUGUCAGUCACCGCUUCUAUUAGCGGUUCCUUACCUAUUGCCUCGUAGAGGAUCUCGGUGUGUGGUACCCUA
Molecule: messenger RNA, 5906 nt
Organism: Cydia pomonella (codling moth)
Lineage: Eukaryota; Metazoa; Arthropoda; Insecta; Lepidoptera; Tortricidae
Product: paired box protein Pax-6-like
Exons: 10
Coding region: 2438-3775 (445 amino acids)
Biological process (GO): regulation of transcription by RNA polymerase II; anatomical structure development
Molecular function (GO): DNA-binding transcription factor activity, RNA polymerase II-specific; RNA polymerase II cis-regulatory region sequence-specific DNA binding
Source: RefSeq, a predicted model, not a curated record